Messenger RNA from Harpegnathos saltator (Jerdon's jumping ant), 931 nucleotides. RefSeq lists its product as uncharacterized. NCBI's taxonomy places the organism in Eukaryota, Metazoa, Arthropoda, Insecta, Hymenoptera, Formicidae. The coding region runs from base 465 to 914 and encodes 149 amino acids. The record is from RefSeq and is a predicted model, not a curated record. The transcript has a single exon.
AAUUUUGUUUUAUUUAAAAACCUUAGUUUUAUAAAAGUUUUGAAACUGAAGUAAUAUAUUUGUAUAUUCUACGAACUAUCGAUUACAUCGAAAUAAUUUUAGCGCACGAUUAUGUCAUCAAAUUACGUCAAAAUGAUAUAAAUCAUAAAAUAUCACUGUUAAUAACAUGUACGAUCUACCGGACAUCGUAAAAGUAUACGCUUAAAAUUAUGUGUUUGUAAAUUUCCGCAUAUUUUCUUUCGGUUUUGAAAGAAAUAAGAUAUUUCGUUACAAAAAUAUAAUUUUGAUCAUAGUAAGUUAUAAUAAUACAUACAAUAUUCUUAUCUUAUAUCGAAUUUUGCUUAAUUAUAUUAUAUUAUUAUUAGCAUAUAUAAUUUUCGAUCAUAAUAAUUUGUCCAUAAGGCGCACUAAUUAUAUAUACUAUAAUUAUAUUGUUAGAAAUUUCAAUUAUAUUUUAUACGCAGAUGGGAAGAGUCCCUAUAACGCCGCAGAUGUUACGCACAGCUGUAAAAGAACUACAAAUGCAUCAAUUGUUUGUUGAUUCAAAAGUUUUAGGGGAACAUAUACAGAGAUAUUAUCCUGUCGAAAGAGAUCUCGUCAUUUUCGAGCAGGAAUUACAAGAGAAAUUGAUGUAUGCCGUUUGCGUUGGACUGCUUGCGAAACAUGACAAGGACCAAUAUUACAUACCAAAUUUACGACAAGAGGCAAAUGCUAUUAAAACAGCGAUCUCUGCGUUUUGGGAAUUGUAUAAAAACGUAAAACAAAUAACAAAUUUCCUCGUACUAAUUUUUAUAUUUUACGGCAGAAAUCUUAUUUCCUGCAUUUCUUCAUUUAGAAUACUAGAUUACCGAAUACAAGAAACAAGACCCAUACUAAUCAAUCAGUACCACAACAGAGACGAAAAGAUUAUAUGAAUUCUAUUAAAAAUGAC